AUGUUUCAUACCCCUCCGACAAAAGACAGCUGGCAAACAGACACAUCAGUCAAGUUCUCCUAUGAUGCUGAACAACCGGAUGUCCUAGAAAACACCCAGCAAACAGCUCUCAGCUCUCAGUCGCAAUCAGAUAAGUCGCCGGCCAUUGGAUCGGAAAGACGUGACAGCAAUGAAAAAAUCCUGAAUUCAGUCCAAACGAUAAGCAAAGACGAACUUCCGGCUUCUCUUCUAAAGCACUUACAGGACUUCAUAAAAUCUCUCAGAGAGCCUCGAUACGCAAAGCCUCUAGCUACGUUCGAGAUCGCUGAGCUGUUCCAAAGAUUUUAUACAGAUUUUAGCAUCAGAACAAAUGACCUCACGCAUAGUGACAAAAGAGUGGAGUUGAAGGAGCUUGAUAGACCAUUAAAUAACCCUUCUUACAAGUACAACCUCAUUGUUGAGCGCUUACUUUGUGAGAAGUUUUACUCAUCUGUCAUGUUUCCUAAGAAGGGCGUCCCGAUAGAUGAAUUUGAGAAAAAACUCAACUACGAUUUUGGAAUCAAGCUUGCAUACCUCAACAGUUUGGACAUCAAGUUUGAAAAUUUAGAUAUCCAUUUGGAUAUUGAUGAAGAGUCAUUCGUGGACAAUUUGCAUGAUCGCAUACUCCCCCAGUUCGAGAUAUUCACAGCGGAGCGCUCUCCUACGCUGAAAUUGAAGCAUUUGUCCCAGAUACAUGCAGAAAUUGACAAGCUGAUCAGAGAACUUAGCAAAAGCACCGUAUCCGAACUAAAUACGGACAUUUAUCUUCCAAUCCUCAUUUACAUUCUGAUCAAACUUGAAGAUCUGCGGACGCAUGCACUCAUUUCCCAAUUUGAAUUCAUUAAGCGAUUUCGGAACGAUUAUAUCUAUGACGGUAUUGACGAUGAAAAGGGCCAGUUGUUGUAUGUCUUCACCAAUUUUGAGGCAAGCCUUUCUUAUCUUGCUAGUGUGACUUUGGACAAUCUUAACAUAAGCUUGGACGAGAGUAUUUCGAAGGUUCCUGAAGAAACUCGUGAACUGUUUAUUAAAUUCUUGACAAAGCCGUUGGUUUUAGAAUCAAUUGAGGAGGAAAUCAAAAAAAUACGACCUCUUCCGACACCUUCUCGUCAACCUUCUUCCCUCUUGGACUCAUCUCGGUUUUCCUUGCUGGCACCAUCUGAAUUUUUGCCCUUAUAUCAUGCUGAUCAAGGCAUCCGAAACAUAAGUAAUGCUGUGGACUCCAGUAUCAAAAGCAUUAUAGGGAGGGUUUCGUGGCUGAAUUCUAUUGGAGCUACAGACAACCAUGACCCUAUUUUGGAGUCCACAAGACAGCAGAUGGAGGAAAAUUUAGCCAUACAAUCCACUGUCUCACUUCCAAAAGUUGAGGAAUCCAAGAUCACUCCGACUUCGUCGAUCUCCACCAGCGAUUCUCGUCAUCAUGUACAUACUGGCUCCGACGUAUCGUUACAACUCUCGUCACAUUUGGAUCAAUCCGAAACGGGAGAAGAUAUGGGAGCAUCCACGAUUACUUCGUCAACAUUGGUUCGUACAAGGUCGCAAACAGACUCCAUUGUUUCAUCGCCUAAUGCUCAGGAUAAAUUUAUCAACAAAUUUACCAGCAGCAUGAGUGGAGUCAUGAAGAACUUCCGCCCUGUGAGCGCAUCGUCGUCUAGCUCCUCUCUCAAUGUACACCUGGAACCCAAUGCUUCAAGUAAUGGAGCCUCUCAGAAUACCAUCAGCCCCUUCAAUACAGGAAGCAACAGUCAAUCAGGAGAUAAGAAUAAGCCUUCACUCAACAAGAUGCGCAGCCGUACUACUAGUUUGAUAAAUACGGGUCUAUUUAAUCAGGAGUAUUCAAAAAUGGGGAAGGCAGGGCUUCUAAACUCCAUUGAGAACGCGUUUGAAAAUGUUAAGAAUAGAAGCCGAGGAAGUUCUUUGAGUGAUCAUCUUCAAAACCGUUCUGAAGAUCAUCAAAAGCUUGCCAGCAUUGAUAUUUCAAAACUAGAUCGCUUUGGCAAUAAGCCAUUCGAACAGCUCUCUGUGUCUGAGCUAUCGCAGAUGUAUCAAAACUACCAGUAUAUUUUAAGCAUGUUAAAUAAGUUAGAUAACUAA
Ogataea haglerorum is the source of this 2109-nucleotide messenger RNA. RefSeq lists its product as uncharacterized. The coding region runs from base 1 to 2109 and encodes 702 amino acids. The record is from RefSeq and is a predicted model, not a curated record. Lineage: Eukaryota; Fungi; Ascomycota; Pichiomycetes; Pichiales; Pichiaceae. The transcript has a single exon.